Molecule: messenger RNA, 2369 nt
Organism: Fundulus heteroclitus (mummichog)
Lineage: Eukaryota; Metazoa; Chordata; Actinopteri; Cyprinodontiformes; Fundulidae
Gene: tob1b
Product: transducer of ERBB2, 1b
Exons: 2
Coding region: 376-1377 (333 amino acids)
Biological process (GO): regulation of gene expression
Cellular component (GO): cytoplasm; nucleus
Molecular function (GO): transcription corepressor activity
Source: RefSeq, a predicted model, not a curated record
GUUAUAAAGGGCAGAGUUGUAAAAACUCCCAGGCUGUGGGGAGUUCGCUUGUGGAAGCCUGUAUCCCGGAUUCAUCCUUUACCCCACGGACACAAAAUCACCUGGAUCUGACUUAGAUACGACGUCGACAACAGUUUUCUAUUUGAUUCAUAGAGCUACAAAAGUGCUGCGCAAAGUUGAACAUCCUCUGGAGCGGGACUGUUGAGCAAGGAAGGGCCUGCUGCGAAUUUCUAUGAUUUUCAACCCAACUCUGUCAGGAGGACAUUGAUUUUCAUCAGCCCGUUCCCGACUGAUCACGGCUGCUUUUGGAGGUUUGCAACGCUGACAAGGAGCAACUCUGACGGUCAACGAGAAGUCCUGGUCGUUGAAGCAGCUAUGCAGCUUGAAAUUCAAGUAGCACUCAAUUUUAUCAUUUCCUAUUUAUACAACAAACUCCCAAGACGGCGCGUGAAUAUUUUUGGGGAGGAGCUCGAGAGGCAGCUGAAGAAAAAAUACGAAGGCCACUGGUAUCCGGAUAAGCCAUACAAAGGUUCGGGCUUCAGAUGCAUCCACGUAGGGGAGAAGGUGGAUCCUGUGGUGGAGCAGGCGGCCAAAGAGAGCGGGCUGGACAUCGAAGAUGUCCGGAACAACCUCCCUCAGGACCUUAGCGUGUGGAUUGACCCGUUUGAGGUGUCUUACCAGAUUGGGGAGAAGGGACCCGUCAAGGUGCUGUACGUGGACGAUAACAACGAAAACGGGUCAGAGCUGGACAAGGAGAUCAAGAACAGCUUUAACCCAGAGGCGCAGGUCUUCAUGCCAAUCAGCGACCCCGUCGGGGCUUCCUCAGAGUCCAGCUCCCCCUCUCCUCCCUUCGGGCAGUCUGCUGCCGUGAGCCCGUCCUUCAUGCCGCGCUCCACCCAGCCCUUAACCUUCACCACUGCCACCUUCGCCGCCACGAAGUUCGGCUCGACUAAAAUGAAGAGCAGCGGCCGCAGCAACAACAGCACCAGCGGCAGCAGCACCAAGGUGGCUCGCACCUCCCCCACCAAUAACCUGGGUCUGAAUGUCAACACCCUACUGAAGCAGAAAGCCAUGUCCACCUCCAUGCACUCGCUGUACGGGCUGGGCCUGGGUCAGCAGCAGCAGCAGAAGGCCUCUGCUCUGUCUCCCAACGCCAAGGAGUUUGUGUUCCCCAGCCUGCAGGGCCAGUCCAGCCCCGGGGCCGCGUUCCCCGGGGAGGGCUCCCUGGGGCUCGGGCCCCUGCAGUACAACAAUGCCUUUGACAUGUUCGCCGCCUAUGGAAGCCUCAACGACAAGUCGCUCAUGGAUGGGCUCAACUUCAGUCUGAGCAACAUGCAGUAUUCUAACCAGCAAUUCCAGCCUGUCAUGGCAAACUAAGCUCAUCAUCAAAUAUGCUAUUUAUGAAUGACGGUGGCUCAAAGAGAAGGAAAAACAGCAACGCACACUUAGCAACUGGACUGAAGGAUUUAGCUGUGUAACCAGUGAAGCGCAUGUGCCCAGGGGGGUGUUAUUUUUUUUUUUAUACCGUGCCCCUUUGAGUUUGUUUCUACUAAAAAGCUUGUUCUACAAACACAUCCAAGCUUGAAUUCAACAUGCAUCAUUGUUUUCCCUUUUCCUUUUUGCCAACCAAGCACAAAUGUUUUUUCUUUUUUUUUUACUUUGAGGAACUACUCCAAAAAAAAAAAAAAAAAAUCUAAAAAAUUACAAGCUUCAAGUUUUGGCCUCUUACAGUAUUUUACAGGUGGUAAGACAAGGCUGAUUUUUACAAAUUGGCACUACUAAGUGGGGUUACUUGGUCUUUUUCUAAUUGUAUAAUUUAAUUUAGUACAGAGUUUGUAAGAUAUCAGAGUAUAUAUUGUUUCUAUGACAUGGUGUUGCAUUUAUAUCUUUUUACUACUCCAGUGAUCUGUGAUGGCUGCAGCAGCUUUUCCUUAUUUUUCUUUUUUAAGGAUAAUUGUUAAAGAAAUCAAUCUUUGGAAGAGAAAAAAAAAGUAAAAAAAAUCAAAUAUUCAGAAGAUUGUGUACAAAGUAUACCUUAGUGGUGGAAUUGAAGUGUAGGAAUAUUUGCUUUUUCUGAAAGAUGAAUUGUAUUUUCUGUUAAGAGGUUUAAGAUUUUUGCUAUACUAUGGACAAAAAAUGUACUCGUAUGAAUAUUAAUUUUGUACCUACAUUGUGCAAUACUUGAUAAAGAAAAAAUACGGUAUAACAAAGUAUUUUGAGUCAGUGUCUUACAUGUCAAGAGGGACUGAAAUAGUUUAUAUUGUUAAGUUUGUAUUAAAUGCUUAAAAUGAUAUGCUUGUCUUUAUUUUUUUUAAUUUCAUAUUUGCACCCUGGUCUUUUUAAUAAAAAUAAACUACAGUUGAACAUGA